Messenger RNA from Odocoileus virginianus texanus, 1057 nucleotides. The record is from RefSeq and is a predicted model, not a curated record. NCBI's taxonomy places the organism in Eukaryota, Metazoa, Chordata, Mammalia, Artiodactyla, Cervidae.
AUGUAACGUGCUACUGGUUUCAUACUGAACCUGGGGCUUGCUUAUCCUUCUAGCUUCUCUCCCUGACCAGGUGUAUCAGGAUGUGCCCACUGUGCUGCUCUCUAGUCCCACGCCCUGUGGCAUCAUCGCUCCACACAGCACAGUUCACAUACCUGUGACCCUGGAGACCCAAGUCCCUGGGGAAUACAGGUCCACAGUUUACAUCUCAAUCUUUGGGAGCCAGGAUCCCCCGAUGGUAUGUCACUUAAAGAGCAUCGGAGAAGGCCCAGUUAUCUAUGUACAUCCCAGUCAAGUUGAUUUUGGCAAUAUCUACGUCCUGAAGGACUCGCUCAGGGUUCUCAACUUGUCUAACCAGUCCUUCAUCCCCGCAUUAUUCAAGGCAUACAUGGCACACAAAAAGUCCCUUUGGACCAUUGAGCCCAGUGAAGGCAUGGUUCCCCCAGAAAGUGAUGUCAAACUGACACUGACCGCCAACCUGAACGACAUACUGACAUUCAAAGACACAGUUGUUUUGGACAUUGAAAAUAGCAACACCUACCGAAUUCCUGUCCAGGCUUCAGGAGUUGGCUCUACCAUUGUUUCAGAUAAGCCCUUUGCACCAGAACUCAAUUUGGGAGCACACUUUAGCCUGGACACCUAUUACUACCACUUCAAAUUGACCAACAAGGGACGUCGGGCCCAACAGUUACUCUGGAUGAAUGAAGAUUUCUGUCCCCAGGAAAAGUUGAACAAGAAGAAACUGGCCAAGAAGGAUCGUGCGAAGAGCCAGCCCCAGGUUCAGUGCUAUCAGGCACCCAGGGAGCCUCACAGCCCUGUAUUUCAGCUCCACCCCGUCAGGAUGGAGCUGUCCCCAGGCCAGACGAUCGAUGUGAUACUCGAAGGCUAUUCUACCACUCCCAGGGUAGUCAAAGAAAAGCUGGUGUGCCACACCAUCAUUGGGAUGCAAAAGGGGAAGAGCCUGGUGAUGACUGUGAACAUCAUCUGUGAGUUUGUAGCACCAUUCAUCCAGCUCUCCACCAAGCAGCUCAUAUACCGACUGGAGAAGGGUGGGCAGUAA